CGCUGUUGCCAGGGGAACGGGCCCAGUGCCUGGCGAGGCACAGCCCGCCUCGGCCUGGCCCUGCCGCUCAGCCAUCCCACCCGACCUGGAGCGGGAGGACUACCCUGCCCAACCUCCAUCCGGGAUGGGGUCCCGCUUCGGGACGCACCGUCUCCCGGUCCCGGGGAUCUUUUCUGCCGUGACAGUCUGAAGCGCAUCUGCCCCGGGGAGGGUGGACAGCCAGGCGCGGGGCCGAACUACUAGCUGACCUUGGUAGGGCCAAUCUGGCACGGCCGCCACCACGCGCAGAUGCUUUCAAGCCAGGAAACCCUUUCUGAGCAUCUUUUAAGUACAAGGGGCUCCUGAAAGGACAGUCCAGCUGCCAGAGUUUUAUCCCCAGGUCCAGGCCUUCCCACCAGGAGCUCAGAGCUGGCCUCUCUCCAGUGUGGCACUGUAGGGAGGGCUCUACUCCCCUUUUGGGCCCAGAAGAUACUGAGGAUGGGGCCUUUUCUCCUGUGAGGACAGGCCCAUCCCUUCCUGGCCUGUGUGAAUCCUUGGCCUCUGGGCCAGCUAUUGGGCUGAAGGAGGCAAGAUGAACAUCUGCAACAAGCCCUCCAACAAGACGGCCCCUGAGAAGAGUGUAUGGACAGCGCCUGUGCAGGCCAGUGGACCUUCCCCGGAGCUGCAGGGCCAGCGCUCCCGCCGGAAUGGGUGGAGCUGGCCCCCUCACCCACUUCAGAUUGUAGCCUGGCUGCUGUACCUCUUCUUCGCGGUGAUUGGCUUUGGGGUUCUUGUUCCCCUCCUGCCUCAUCACUGGGUGCCUGCUGGCUAUGCUUGCAUGGGCUCCAUCUUUGUUGGCCACCUUGUGGUGCACCUGACUGCAGUCUCGAUUGAUCCAGCAGAUGCCAAUGUGCGGGACAAGAGUUAUGCAGGGCCUCUGCCCAUAUUCAACCGCAACCAGCAUGCGCAUGUCAUUGAAGAUCUGCACUGCAACCUGUGCGACGUGGACGUGAGCGCUCGCUCCAAGCAUUGCAGUGCCUGCAACAAGUGUGUGUGCGGCUUCGACCACCACUGCAAGUGGCUCAACAACUGUGUGGGCGAGAGGAACUACCGGCUCUUUCUACACAGUGUGGCAUCUGCUCUGCUGGGUGUCCUGCUCCUGGUGCUGGUGGCCACUUAUGUCUUUGUAGAGUUCUUUGUCAACCCUAUGCAGCUGCGCACCAACCAACACUUUGAAGUCCUGAAGAAUCACACAGAUGUGUGGUUCGUGUUCUUGCCGGCUGCCCCUGUGGAGACUCAGGCUCCUGCCAUCCUGGCCCUGGCUGCUCUACUCAUCCUUCUGGGCCUGCUUUCCACAGCGCUGCUCGGCCACCUGCUGUGCUUCCACAUUUAUCUCAUGUGGCACAAACUCACCACCUAUGAAUACAUCGUGCAGCACCGCCCGCCACAGGAGGCAAAAGGGGCCCAAAGGGAGCUCGAGUCAUGUCCCACCAAGAUGCGGCCCAUUCAGGAGAUGGAGCUCUACAUGAGGACCUUCAGCCAUGUACGCCCAGAGCCCCCUGGCCAGGCCAGGCCAGCGGCAGUAAAUGCUAACCCCUCCCGGUUUCUUGUGGCUCAAAACCAAGUUGAACCUCCACGGCCCUCCUCCCCCGACGCUCCAGCCCUGCCUCCUGCCCUACGACCCCAGAAAAAAAGGAAGCGACGCAGGUAUAAGGUGCCGAGGUUUGGAAUCUUGGACCAGGAGUCCCCGCUGCCUAAGUUGCGGGGCUCCCAAGCUCCUGACUGGCGCUCCAGCUCCUCGGAUAGCUCCAGCGCCAGCCCGGUGCGUGCUGCUGGCUCGGCAGGCGCCUACCACUCUGCAUCAGCUGAAUCCAUGGACGAGAUUCCAGUGGCGCAGACGCGCCUGGGCAGCGCCGCCCUGGCCACCCCUGUAGGGAAAGCCCGAGAGUUCGGGCUGGCGCUGCAGGCACGUGCGCCCGCCGUGUUCGUGAGCCCAAGCAGCGGCGAACCGGGGACGCCGAGUGGCAAGGAGGGCGGCCUGUCUUAGCUAUGCCAAGGCAGGAGGGCCGAGAGGAGCGGCCGGCCGCACUCUAUGCAACACCCGACCCGCGCCGCACCGAGUGCACUUUAGGGGCCCCACGGCCGGCGGGAUCGACCUCCGUCCCCCACGACUUAGCAAUAUCUACCCCACCGGCCCUGACGCUCCAAUAAACUUUUUUUAAUGCUUUUGCGGA
Molecule: messenger RNA, 2213 nt
Organism: Cavia porcellus (domestic guinea pig)
Lineage: Eukaryota; Metazoa; Chordata; Mammalia; Rodentia; Caviidae
Gene: Zdhhc1
Product: zinc finger DHHC-type containing 1
Exons: 13
Coding region: 572-2026 (484 amino acids)
Biological process (GO): protein targeting to membrane; peptidyl-L-cysteine S-palmitoylation
Cellular component (GO): Golgi apparatus; endoplasmic reticulum
Molecular function (GO): protein-cysteine S-palmitoyltransferase activity
Source: RefSeq, a predicted model, not a curated record